AAUUAUCAGAGCUCAGACGAGUUGGUCGUUGAAUGAUAUUGAAGUAACCGGUAGUGCUCGCUUCUCACUACCUAAAGCUUGCUUCCUUUUUGACCCCCUUUAUAUCGGGUAGUAAAGUAUAUUACAAAAAAGAUGAUGCAAGCUAGUUUUUGGAGUUUGGUGACCACUUCUGUCAGACCAUCAUGUGUCAAACGUAUUGUACCUGGCUUGACAGCUGCACAGCAACGCAGAUACGCUAGUACUGUGGAAGCAGAUCUAGUUGUAAUAGGUGCUGGUCCUGGUGGAUAUGUAGCAUCAAUUAAAGCUGCACAACUAGGAAUGAAAACUGUUUGUGUAGAAAAGGAUGAAACAUUAGGUGGGACUUGUCUGAAUGUUGGCUGUAUUCCAUCCAAAUCUUUAUUAAAUAGUUCACAUUAUUACCACAUGGCACAUGCUGGAGAAUUACAAAAAUUUGGCAUUAACGUUGACAAUGUUUCUAUCAAUAUUGAUCAAGUAAUGCAACAGAAACGAAGUACAGUGAAAGCCUUGACAAGUGGUAUUGCUAGUUUAUUUAAAAAAAAUAAGGUGGAAUGGGUUAAGGGUCAUGGCAAAAUUACUGGUCCAAAUCAAGUGAGCGCACUUGGUCCAGAUGGUUCAGUAGUAAGCACGAUUAAUACUAAAAACAUUAUAAUUGCCACUGGCAGUGAGGUCACGCCGUUUCCGGGUAUAGAAAUCGACGAAAAACAAAUUAUUUCAUCCACUGGAUGUUUAUCGUUAAGCGCAGUGCCAAAAAAAUUGAUAGUAAUUGGUGCUGGUGUUAUUGGGUUGGAAUUAGGCUCAGUUUGGCGCAGAUUAGGCGCUGAAGUAACAGCAGUCGAAUUUUUACCGACUAUCGGUGGAGCAGGUAUCGACGGCGAAGUUAGUCAAGCGGUACAAAAACUUUUAGUCAAGGAAAAAUGGGAUUUUAAAUUGGGAACAAAAGUCACUGGUGCGAAAAAAUCAGGCAGCGAAAUCAUCGUUUCUGUCGAAAACGCGAAAGAUCCUAGCAAAAAGGAGGAUUUAACGUGCGAUACACUUUUAGUCUGUGUUGGCAGAAGGCCCUAUACGAAAAAUUUAGGAUUAGAGGAUUUGGGAAUCGAACGAGACGAAAAGGGCAGGAUCCCUGUAAACAAUAGAUUCCAAACAGUAGUACCUUCGAUUUAUGCUAUUGGAGAUUGCAUUCAUGGGCCAAUGUUGGCUCACAAAGCCGAGGACGAAGGUGUUAUUGCGGUUGAGGGCAUUGCCGGAGGUGCCGUUCAUAUCGAUUACAAUUGCGUACCUAGUGUAAUAUAUAUACAUCCAGAAGUUGGUUGGGUAGGAAAAACGGAAGAAGACUUAAAGAAAGAGGGUAUCGAAUACAAAGUUGGAAAAUUCCCACAUAUAGCAAAUUCCAGAGCAAAAACGAAUGCAGACACGGAUGGUUUUGUUAAAGUCUUAGCUGAUAAGAGUACAGACAAAAUAUUGGGAGUACAUAUGAUUGGUGCAUACGCUGGUGAAUUGAUUAACGAGGCAGUUCUUGCAAUGGAAUAUGGAGCAAGUGCAGAAGAUGUUGCGAGAACAUGUCACGCUCAUCCGACAUUCGCGGAAGCCUUCAAGGAAGCCAAUUUAGCUGCAUAUUUCGGAAAACCUAUCAACUUUUAAAUAUAUGGAUAAAUUAUCUAUAAAACAUUAAUAUUUUGAUUCAUCGUAGCCUCGAUCUAGUCUACGUUUAAUUUCAAAUGUGUUUCAAAUGUGUCGCGGUACACUUUUAGCACCUUCCCAGGUCUCAUUAUCACUUAAUCAUAUAAGGAAAAAACUGUAAAUAAAAGUAUAUACAGGAAUUUAUGGAAACAUUACAUCUUUUAUAGUAGAUUUAUUUUUGUUGCUUUAUUAUUGUAUUUAUUAUAAAUAAAUUGGUAAUUCAUCGAAUA
Bombus pyrosoma is the source of this 1928-nucleotide messenger RNA. RefSeq names its product dihydrolipoyl dehydrogenase, mitochondrial. The coding region runs from base 133 to 1659 and encodes 508 amino acids. Gene Ontology annotation, molecular function: dihydrolipoyl dehydrogenase (NADH) activity; flavin adenine dinucleotide binding. The record is from RefSeq and is a predicted model, not a curated record. The transcript is spliced from 7 exons. Gene Ontology annotation, cellular component: oxoglutarate dehydrogenase complex; mitochondrion. NCBI's taxonomy places the organism in Eukaryota, Metazoa, Arthropoda, Insecta, Hymenoptera, Apidae.